AUGGGGAGCUCACAGCAAGCUGGAUGGUGCAAGAAACCCCCAUCACCCACAAAUGCAAGAGCUACUUCGGAAGAUGUCAGGAAGACCAUGUACACCAUUGUUUUGCUCACCAUCACUGCAGUCACAGGAGCCACAGGGAACCACAGAGAGUCAGCAACAGCAGGUAGCAGCUCUGUGCUCACCUGCCCUCACAAAUCAAAUAUAACUCUGUUAACAUGGAAUAUAAGCCCCAAGGUUGGGGGGCCCUGCACCUUGGGAUACAGG
Leptosomus discolor (cuckoo roller) is the source of this 264-nucleotide messenger RNA. The record is from RefSeq and is a predicted model, not a curated record. Lineage: Eukaryota; Metazoa; Chordata; Aves; Leptosomiformes; Leptosomidae.